Messenger RNA from Nicotiana attenuata, 1566 nucleotides. RefSeq lists its product as uncharacterized. The transcript is spliced from 4 exons. Bases 1 to 1566 code for a protein of 521 amino acids. The record is from RefSeq and is a predicted model, not a curated record. Gene Ontology annotation, biological process: DNA integration. Gene Ontology annotation, molecular function: nucleic acid binding. NCBI's taxonomy places the organism in Eukaryota, Viridiplantae, Streptophyta, Magnoliopsida, Solanales, Solanaceae.
AUGAGGAUUGCAAUCCUAGGUCGAAACAAGCUAGGGUUCAUUAACGGCACAUGCAAAAGGGAGAAUUACGGUACAAAUCUCGUAGAUCUCUGGGAACGUUGUAAUGCGAUUGUAUUGUCUUGGUUGAUGAACUAUGUUUCUCUAGAAUUAUUGAGUGAGAUGGUUUAUUCGUCAAAUGCUAAUGAGGUAUGGGACGAUUUGAAGGAGCGAUUUGAUAAGGUGGAUUGCUCUAGGAUUUUUCAGAUCCACAGAGAAAUUGCUACUUCUAGGCAGGACACUAAAUUUGAUAGUUUGGCACCAAUUGCUGGUCGUGAUGCUGCUAACUCUCGUGAAUUUGUUCAAUUCAUGGAGCGUCAAAAGCUUCUACAAUUCCUAAUGGGACUGAAUGAGUCUUAUGAACAAGCACGUAGCCAGCUCUUGAUGAUGAUUCCCGUUCCAUCUGUGAACAAAGCUUAUUCUAUGUUAAUGAAGCGUGAGAGUCAGAGGACAAUGUCCAACACCUUUACCACUGUUGAUGGGGGUGAGAUGGCAGCGCUGAUGACGAAUAGGUCUAGGAAUCAGCAGAGGCCAAAGAAAAAUUACAAUCUUCAGUGUGAUGUAUGCCACAUGAAAGGCCACACAAAAGAAACUUGCUACAGGGUAGUAGGAUAUCCAAAAGAUAACAAAUUCAGGAAGAAGUACAAUUCCCAGACAACAGCUAAUUUUGCAGCUGAAGAUGUCCCAGCAACACUAGUUUGGAGGAAGCUUACUACACCAACUGUACAUACCACAACCAUGCCUACUUCUAUAUCAGUUAGUCAAGAUACAAUAAAACUGGAGACAUGGCACCAGAGACUUGGUCACCUACCUAUGGAGAAGCUUAAGAGGAUUGAUAAGUUCAAAAAUCUCCACACUAGUAACAGGAGCAGUGAUUGUGCAAUGUGUCCUGUUUGUCCAUUAGCUAGGCAGACUCGAUUACCAUUUCCAAUUAGUACUAGUAGAGCUAAGGCACCAUUUGAUCUUUUGCAUGCUAAUGUAUGGGGACCAUUCAGAGUACCCACUUAUGAUAGCAAGAGAUUUUUUCUUACGGUAGUGGAUGAUUUCUCUAGAAUUAAUUGGCUCUUCCUGAUGAAUGCUAAAGAUGAGACUUGUUGGUUAAUGAAAAGAUUGUUUUCUAUGAUCAGUACUCAGUUUGAUUGUUCUGUUAAGAUCCUGAGAACAGAUAAUGGUUCUGAAUUUGUUAAUUCAAAUAUGAAGCAGUUAGUUGAGACAUUAGGAAUUGUACAUCAAACUACAUGUGUUUACACUCCGCAGCAAAAUGGCAUAGUGGAAAGAAGACACAGAUACAUCCUUGAAACAGCUAGAGCUUUGAGAUUUCAAUAUGCAGCACCCUUAAGAUUUUGGGAGAAUCCACCUACUUCUACCAAUGACUUUGCACUUGAUGAUGCUGAUUCACUACUAACUCCCGAAGCACUACUUGAUAGUCUUGCACCACAGGAUGUUGAGCCUCCUUCACAUGUAGAGGUUGUUCAACCAAUUGCAGUUAGAAAAUCCCAAAGAACAACUGGCCCUCCCAGAUGGAUGUAG